GUGAGACUGCUGGCCUCAUCGACUGAGGGACUGGAAGGGAGUAGGAUUUAGGUGGCACCCUUAAAAGAGAGACACAGGAAUCGGAAGAGGGGAGAGGAGAACCCUGAGCGAGGAGGUCGGGGAAGAGAGACCAUCACUGCAGCUCGGAGAAAGUGAUUGGUGAAUGACAAUCAUGGCUCAGGUGCUACAUAUGGACACCAGUUUUCCAGGGAAGAUUAACCCCCCGGCUCCCCCCUCCUUGCACGGAAAGAAUCAAGAGGCUCCAUAUUCAGUUGAGACCCCCUAUGGCUAUCGUCUGGACCUGGACUUCCUCAAGUACGUCAAUGAUAUUGAGAAAGGCAACACCAUAAAGAAGGUGCCUGUGCAACGGCGCCCACGUUAUGGUUCACUUCCACGUGGCUAUGGCUAUACAGGCUCCUGGUGGACCUCCACUGAGUCACUGUGCUCCAAUGCCAGCAUGGACAGCCGUCACUCAUCAUACUCCUACUGUGCGCCAGGCUUCCACAGCUCACAGCGGCCCAACUUCAGUAUGGCACGUGUGGAGAAGACAUUGUUGGAUGCCCGUCUCAAGCUGGAGGAAGAAAAGGAUGGCCGUCACUUCUCCAAUCUGGGCAGCAUGCACAGCAGCGUUGCUGGCUCCAACACCUCCCUUUCCAGUGCGCAUAGCUUCAAUCGUGCCCAGGGAGGUGGGUCCUUUACACCAAUAAGCUCUGGCUUGUCCACACCCAUGUCACCUACACCCGCCCAUUUGCAGCAUGUACGGGAGCAGAUGGCUGUCGCCCUACGGAAAAUCCGGGAGCUUGAGGAGCAGGUGAAGACCAUUCCAGUGCUGCAAGUGAAGAUCUCCGUGCUCCAGGAGGAGAAGAGGCAGCUCAGUGUGCAACUCAAGAGCCAGAAGUUCCUGGGCCACACGCUGGGGUUCAGUCGGAGCCGUCCACGUGGAGAGCUUUAUAUCGACAUACCCGAGGAGGAGGUGGGAAAUGGGGCAGGAGCCACAAACAGAGCUGCAGGAAGCCUUUCUCCUACCACUCCAGGCUCCCUCCAGGACUCGGGCUGUGAGAUUGAAGAGACGGUAAUUGUCAGCGGAGACCGUCCAGGUGCAAGGAGAGAGGUGCGAACAGUAGGUGUGGGGCCAGAGAUAAAGGAAUGUGGCUAUCGUCAAGUGGGUGUAGGGGUGCGAGAGGAGGACUUGGGGCUGCUGCCUGAAGCUGAAGCCCUGAAGACUAAGGUGGGGCUUUUGGAGGUUCAGCUAAGGAAGACUAUGCAGGAACUGCAGAGUGCUCAGCAGCAAGUGGAUGCAGCUCAGAGAGAGAGGCAGGUUCUUCCUCCUCAGGUGGACCAUGCGGUAAAGGCCACAAGUCUGGGCUGGCAGGAACAGCAGGGGCAGGCUGGUGCGGGUCUGCACACUGUUGUCAGUUUCACCCAGCAGCCCCAUCAGCAGAGGACCGUGGGGAUCCAAGUGUACACAUUGGAGCAGCCCACAGUGGUGGGUGUGGGGACACUGCUGAGAGCCCAGGGUUGCAGUUCUCCUGCUCAGCCCGUAUCUGCCGGCACACUAGAGGGGCCCCAUAGAAGACAUGCAGAGUCCCUAGGAACAGAGGAAUCACCACGCGAGUUUCCCAUUGCAAUAAGCUCUAAGCAGGUGCGAGAAGUCUUGAGAAGCGAAGUAUCCAAGUCAGUGCCAGUGACCAACCAGGCAACCGCCAUGGAGACAAAAUGCAGCCAGGUGGCUCCUGUCUGCCAGCGGCUAAAAGAGGGAGAGAUUAGCCAGCAAGCAUCAGAAGAAGCCAUCCAAAUAGAUGCCAUAAAACCAGCCUCCCUUCAAUACACCCUGAGGUCAAUCAUGAAGAGAAAGGCUGAUGGGGAACCUGGUUCUCCUUACACCAAGAAGAACCUGCAGUUCAUUGGAGUCAAUGGAGGGUACGGGUCUACAUCCUCCGAGGAGAGCAGCUUGGAAAGUUCAGAGGAUGAGAGUGAUGCAAGCGAAUACCACGAGGCUACUGAGAAAUUACCAGAAUCUGCAGCACAGCAGCCCCAGGAGACCCCCUGCAGCCCUGCUUCUCCCAAAUCCAGUGAGACAUCAGCUGCCCUAACACCUCAGCACAGCACUGCCCAGUCACCAGCCAAAGAUACUGAAACACAGAAAAUCACCAGCCAAUCACAAGCCAUGGAUGCAGCUACCCAGCAACAGGUUACCCAAUCACCAGCAGCAGAGGCAGACAUACAUCACUGUGCCAGCCAAUCAUCACUUACAACCACUGCACAUCCGGGAAGUGUUGUUCAAUCCACAGAGGCAAAACUCGUUCUUCAAACGCAUACCUCUCAAAGCACUGCCAUGGAACAAAACGCUGUCCAGUUAUCGGCCACCAGCUCUGUUGUACAGCAUGCUGUUGUUCAAUUUAAGGCCACUGAUUCAAAUGUCCAGCAAAGUCCAACCCAGCCAGAGGUGUCAGGCCUCGAUGCUCAGCAGGCGACCACUCAAUCACAAUCCACUUAUGCCAAAUCUCAGCAAGAUGCAAGUCAAUCAAAAACCACUGACCUCACAACCCAACAAGGAGCUAUGCAGUCACAAUCUACUGAUGCCUCAGCAAAACAGGACAUAGCCAUAUCCUUCAACAACAAUCCAGCUGCAACCCCAAGUGCCAUCCCAACUAAUAAACAAGAAAGCAAACUGAAAUUGAUUGGCAGUCUCGUGGCUGCUCUCAAUACCUUGCAGAGAGCACUCAACGAGCCAAAUGCAUUUAGCCAUCAAGAAGCGAGGACAGCUUACACCACAGUAUUGCAGGAGUGGCUUCGAGUGUCCUGUCACAAGGCUGCUGACACUGCAGUAGUCAAGGCGUACAUGGACACCUUUGCCUCCAUUUCCCCUCAGCUACUGGAAUUUGUCAUCAACAUGGCUGAUGGCAACGGAAACACAGCUCUGCACUAUACCGUCUCUCACUCCAACUUCCCUGUUGUCAAACUGCUGCUGGAUACUGGUCUCUGUAAUGCUGACAAGCAGAACAAGGCUGGUUACACAGCUAUCAUGUUGACAGCUCUGGCUGCCUUCAAUUCUGACAGUGACCUUCAAACCGUCCUACAGCUGCUCCGCACUGGCGACGUCAAUGCCAAGGCCAGCCAGGCAGGGCAGACAGCACUGAUGCUGGCGGUCAGUCAUGGCAGAGGGGACAUGGUGAAAGCUCUACUGUCCUGUGGAGCCCAGGUCAAUCUGCGUGAUGAUGAUGGAUCCACAGCACUCAUGUGUGCCUGUGAGCAUGGGCAUGUGGACAUCGUGCGCCAGCUGUUGUCUGUGCCAGGCUGUGACGCUACGCUCACUGACAAUGAUGGCAGCACUGCUCUCUCCAUUGCCCUGGAGGCCAGUCAAAAUGACAUCGCUGUGCUUCUUUAUGCACACCUCAAUUUUGCAAAGCCGCCUUCCCCUGUGUCACCAAAGUCUCCAAUUUUGGGAUCUUCUCCUCCCUCCUCUGAAAUGAAGUGACCCCUUAUUCAAAUGGAUUUCAUGAAUUUGAUGUCAGCUCUUCCAGCAGAAGUUCCUCGUCCAUUCCACUGUCUGUGUGU
This is a messenger RNA of Myxocyprinus asiaticus (Chinese sucker), 3558 nucleotides long. RefSeq names its product KN motif and ankyrin repeat domain-containing protein 2-like. Gene Ontology annotation, molecular function: protein binding. The coding region runs from base 164 to 3478 and encodes 1104 amino acids. Lineage: Eukaryota; Metazoa; Chordata; Actinopteri; Cypriniformes; Catostomidae. The record is from RefSeq and is a predicted model, not a curated record. Gene Ontology annotation, biological process: negative regulation of cell population proliferation; negative regulation of intracellular estrogen receptor signaling pathway; negative regulation of G1/S transition of mitotic cell cycle. The transcript has 13 exons. Gene Ontology annotation, cellular component: cytoplasm.